AUGUCAUCCUCAAAUGCAGCGAAAGAAGAGCAGCCUUUCUUGGUGUACUCAGACGCUGAAGAAUUUCUUCCUCUUGAAAAUUCCACCAUCAAACCACGAAAUACCUCUUCAGCACGAACCUCGAAAUUCCUCUCGCAUUCAGUAGCUAUCUUCCUCACUUCUCUUUUCUGGUCCGUAAUUCUCUACAAAUACUCCACACCACCACGCCAUUACGGCUCCCCAAAAUACGAAUACGUCCCCAGCGCUGCCCGCUACAACAUAACCACGGGCGCACGCUACGUCUCCUGCGGACACAGUGCUACAGAGGCCAUUGACUCCGGCUGUGUCUACUCACUCCUCCUCAACGCCUGGGUGCCUUCCGCUUGCGAAGCCCCAGAUUUCCUAGAAGAGUAUCUGGAUGAUGGAUCCUGGGGUGCAUUCGAAGAUGAGAAUCAGACAAAACCUUUGACGAAGGAAGAGCUGGGGUUCCGGGAGACUUAUUUCACAAGUGCGAGGGAUCAUUAUAACCAUUGUGCAAUAAUGUGGAAGUUGCAAUAUUGGGCGCUGUUUGAGGAGUGGGGUGCGGUGGAUAGUAUCGUGGCCAGUCCUGCACAUACCGAUCAUUGUGCAUUAUUUAUGAGAGACCACCGUGAUGAUGAAAGGCCCACGCUGGUCGAAAUUGGGUUUUCAGGGUGUUGGAUAAGAAAUUGA
Hymenoscyphus albidus is the source of this 690-nucleotide messenger RNA. The record is from the annotation of a GenBank genome assembly. NCBI's taxonomy places the organism in Eukaryota, Fungi, Ascomycota, Leotiomycetes, Helotiales, Helotiaceae.